ACUCGGACAUAGUGCACAGAAAAUUUAACAAAGCAGCACAAUAUUUUGUUGUACAUGGCUGUGGUUUUUAAUAUAGAGGAAUACAAUGGCACUGUUGUGUCUUGCCUACAAACCACAAACACACAUGGGCUCAGGUUAAGUCAAACUGCAAGCCACUGUCCUGGGAACAAAGUGCAGACACCUGCAUUUCUAACGGCAGUGGUUUUGGCUGUGUGAUUAUAAUAAAAAUGAUUACCCUCAUUUCAACAGUGCAUGGCCCAGUAGUCUCAAAGCCAUAUGUUCCUCCUCCUUCUGCUCCUUUCUCCCGCUUUUACUGCGUGUUCUUCAAGAGUUCGAAGAAGAGUGGAAAAACUGUGAGAGGAGAAAAACAUGCUCAUGGCUGAGUAUCUGUCCUUCUCUUCCUUUUUGUAUGAGAGAGAGUGAAAGAGGCAGCGGCACAUACAGCACAGCGGUUGGCAGCCUGCAGUACUUCCUCAUCCUGGCUGUUGUGUUGAGACAGACAGCCGCUGCUCCUGACCCUUUUCGCCCUCAGACUCUUCAUACAGCUCAGCAAAGGACGGAUAUUUUGGUCUGUUGUGCUUCAGGGCACUCAGGCAGAGGGCAGUCUCUAGGACAGCGUCCAGUGACAAACACGUGUAGUUAGCUGACGCGCAGCCAUGAUGAAAUCGGGCGCCACCAAGGUGGGGCUGCCCAAGCCGGGACUCCAGAAGCAGGUCUCCUUGGCCACCUCUUCCUCCACCGCCUCCUCCACAGCCAUGAAGACAUCCAGAUCAUCCAACACACUGGCCUCAGACCAGCGCCUUAGCAGGCUGAAAAGAGCCAGCAGUGACGAUGCCUUGACAAAGCCUGCACUGGGAGCUGCUGCCUCUGGCUCCCGAAUGAAAAAGACUGUGACCACUGGAGCCAUCUCAGAUCUUGCAGAGGGCCGUCCUCGCAGCCUGUCCGGUGCACAAGCGGCCAAGAAGUCUGGUAUUCCAGCUCCUAGAGAAAUCCCUUCCACCAUAACAAGAGACCGCAUCUCUCUGAGGGACCAGCUUAGGAGCUCCACCACUAAGAGGAUGGUUUCCAGUGCCAGCACUUCCAGCCUCUCCACCCUGGCAAAGCAGACACGUAGUUCAACCAAGUCCCGUGGAGACACAGAAAGCCAGGAAAAGGGCCUUCUGGAGUGCCAGGUGAAAGAGCUGCUGGCUGAGGCCAAGGCCAAAGACUUAGAGAUCAGCAAUCUCAGGAUGGAGUUGCAGCGCUGCAAAGGUAAAGCCUCCACCGCUCCCUCCUCACCGUCAGCCAACUCUGUCGCAUGGCAAGAGCCGGCUGCUGAUCGGGAGCAGGAGCAAGUGGCGGAGGCCCUUGUACUGGUUGGGGAGCUGAGGGAGAAGAAUGGGAAGUUUCAGAGAGAGCUGGCAGGGCUUAGGGAGGAGAACCAGGCGCUGAAGGAAAAACUGCUUUCCUUGGAGGCCUCUCCUCUCUCCAGUACAAACACAAGCAGCCCUUCCAAGCCUUUGGUGAAUGGACUGCCCUCAGACUCCAACUCCUCAACUCAGCAACAGGACAGUCUUCCUUCCACUGCCAGCCCUCUCAAAACCUCUGUCUCCUCUGGUUCUGACAUCACCAAGGACUCACCAUCACCCGACUCCUCAGAGUUUGAGAAGAUCCCGUCGCGUUCAGAGUCAGUGAGUAGUGGUGCUAGUGCAGAAGCCGUUACAGCGGUGGCAGUGACCAAUGCAGGAGGGCAGGAUGUGUCAGUGCAGAGCCUGACCGAAAGGAUUCACAAGAUGGAGGAGAGCCACCACAGCACAGCCGAGGAGCUGCAGGCAACUGUGCAGGAGCUGGCUGACCAGCAGCAAGUGGUGCAGGAGCUGACGGCUGAGAAUGAGCGUCUGGCCGAGGAGAAACGGCUCCUGCAGACCUCGCUUCAACAGCAGAGAGAGCGCCUGGAGGUGCUGGCCCAGAAGAAUGAAGCACUCACUGGCCGACUUCAGGAGCAAGCACAAGCUCAGGCCAAGAGGGAGGAGGAGCUGGGUAGCCAAGGGCCUCGGCUGGCCGAGCUGGAGCAGAGGUAUGCCGAGCUGGUCGAGAGCUCGCGCUUCGAACGGGAGAAGCUAGUGGACAUCCAGCAGCAGCUGACAGGCAGCCUGCGGGCUCUGGAGGAGGAGCACCAGGAGGCGCAGGGCCAGGUGCGCUGCAUCAAAGAGGAGAUGGACAGACUGCAGGCCCAGCUGGACAGGGAGGUGGAAGCUGGAGGUCAGGCAGCACAGGUUGCAGAGGAGCAGAGGGCAACAGCAGACUGUCUCAGACUGGAAAACAGUAGGCUGAAAGCGCAGGUGGACAUUGAGAGGCAAAAGGUGGGUGAGCUGAAGGCCAUGCAGAGCGCUGGUGACAGCAGUGAAGUGCAGAACUUGCUGAAAACAGCCCACGCUGAGAGAGACAGGCUGGAGGUGGAGCUGACAGAGCUGAGGCAGGAGCUGCUACAAGCCCAGGCCGAGACUGAGCACGUGCAAGCCACAAUGUCCAAGACGGAGGCCAAAUGCCAGCAGGUUCAGGAGCGGGCUGAGAGGAGGGAGCAGGAGCUCAGCAGCCGGGUGACUUCACUGGAGGAGGCCGCGAUUCACACUGAGAACCAGGUGAAGGAGCUGAAGGAGACCAUCUUCGAACUGGAGGACCAGGUGGAGCAGCAGAGGGCCGUCAACUGCCACACCAAUCAAGCCGUCCUGGACAUGGAGAAUCUUGUCAAAAAGCUGGAGGAGCAGAAAGCUGACGCAGACCGACAGCUGAAGGUCAUGAGUAGACAAAUGAAGGAUGAAAAAGAGGAGUGGCGUCGGUUCCAGGCGGACCUCCAGACCGCAGUGGUGGUUGCCAAUGACAUCAAGGUGGAGGCUCAGCAGGAGCUCCGUACACUCAGGAGGCAGCUGCAGGAGGAGCAGGACCGCAGUGCAAAGCUUUCAUCAGACCUCGAGGCCCUGCAGGGAGUCAGGUCCCAAGGUGACGAGGUGAGGGUGUCCGACUCCGAUAUCAACCGUCAUUGGUGCGAUAUCUCUAUGAUCCCGACCACACCCAUAGAUGUCGCCGGGGAUGCCAACGACUCAGAGCCCGGAGCUACUGUCAAAUCCCUCAUUAAGUCUUUUGAUACUGUUGGACAGAAUGGACCAGGACACACAGUUCAGAUGCAUUCCUCCUCGAGAAGCCCGCUGAGUGGGAUCCCUGUACGCACCGCACCUGCUGCUGCUGUCUCCCCUAUCCAGAGACACACGUACAUAAAGCCACUGUCAAAAACUUUGGAGAAAAGAAUUAAUCAUGGAGAAUUCUCUCAUCAUCAUGAUAAGAUGUCAGGCUGCGGGGAAGACCUGAAACCUAACAGCCUGAUGAGGAAGAGCCCUUCUUUAGAGUCUGUAAUCAAAGCCCCCUCCUCCCUCAGUGGCCGCACAUCAUCCUUCAGCUACAACCGAGGCAACAGCAAGCUCAGUGUGGAAAGAAAGGACCCCUUGGCUGCACUGGCCCGGGAGUAUGGAGGAUCUAAGAGGAACGCUUUACUGAAGUGGUGCCAGAAGAAAACAGAGGGCUAUCCGAACAUCGAUGUGACCAACUUCAGCAGCAGUUGGAGUGAUGGCCUGGCUUUCUGUGCCCUCUUGCACACGUAUCUGCCCGCCCACAUCCCAUACCAGGAACUCAUCAGUCAAGAUAAGGUCCGGAAUCUGACCUUAGCUUUCCAGGCUGCUGAGAGCAUUGGGAUCAAACCCUCCCUGGACAUGGAGGAGGUGAUGAAGACAGACAGGCCGGACUGGCAGAGCGUCAUGCAGUACGUCUCUCAGAUCUACAAGUACUUUGAGACCUGACCAGCUGGAGAGAGAUGAAUUGGAGGCACUGCAGCACUUUUUCUGUCAGCACUACAUUCACCUUCCAGACAGAUGUAACGCUGCCAGCGUAACCUUCCUCCUGCUCACUGUUGGACACUUAACACACAACUGAGGAAGUCUCCAUUCUUGGGAGAUUUGAAACAAUCACAGAGUUGCUGUUUUCUCAUUUUUUAACGGGACGCUACAGUGAGCACUGAGGCUCAAAUUUACAAAGACUGUACUGCAAGAAACAAUAACUUGUUCAAUUUUACCAGCUUUAAACAUCAUCUGAGCAUCGGAUUCACAGGCAGGGGACAGCUGAGCUGGUUUGAUUUUUUUUAACUCCCUCUAUACUGACUUUGAAAGAACUGACAAAAAUACAUACUGUAAUAGAUUUUGGGUAACACUUUACUUGAAGGUAUCUACAUAA
This is a messenger RNA of Epinephelus lanceolatus (giant grouper), 4260 nucleotides long. It is a transcript of the gene specc1, whose product is annotated as sperm antigen with calponin homology and coiled-coil domains 1. Gene Ontology annotation, molecular function: protein binding. Lineage: Eukaryota; Metazoa; Chordata; Actinopteri; Perciformes; Serranidae. The record is from RefSeq and is a predicted model, not a curated record.